Molecule: messenger RNA, 5603 nt
Organism: Ixodes scapularis (black-legged tick)
Lineage: Eukaryota; Metazoa; Arthropoda; Arachnida; Ixodida; Ixodidae
Product: receptor-type tyrosine-protein phosphatase kappa
Exons: 40
Coding region: 529-5535 (1668 amino acids)
Biological process (GO): protein dephosphorylation
Molecular function (GO): protein tyrosine phosphatase activity; protein binding
Source: RefSeq, a predicted model, not a curated record
UAUUGCAAGAACCCCUGCCUCACGUCAAACGAUCCUGUUUACGGCACCGAACGCUAUGCCCUGUCAUCUUCAGUGUGCAGGAGCGCCCUCCACGACUUUCGCAUCUCUUCGUGGAACUCUUCGGCACGGACUGUCACCCUCAUCUUUGAUUCGGGGGAGAGGAACUACUUUGUCGGGUUACUCCGCUAUGGCGUCCACUCCCAAAGUUGGUAUAGCUCAUCGAGCUUUUUCCACUUUAGUUCACCGCGUGUUAAAGAGAGGGUGCUCGACGUGACGUCUCUCCAUCGGAAUUACAUCUACGACGGGGACACAACGCACACCCUGGAGUGUCACGGACCGCCCGAGCACGCCAUCAGCUUCGACUACUCGAUCAAGGAGGUCCAAUUACGGAACGUCAACACGUCGCCGAGUCCUGUCCAGGGUCACUAUGCCGUCUCAUUUCCGAAGGAGGAGUAUCCUCACGCUCGAACCAACGUGUUCUGGUGUCAGGUCCAGAACAGCCCACUCUCGACCGUGGCCUCCUCAGCCAUGUUCUUCGACGCCUAUAAAUCGGUACCGUUCCUGCCUCGAAACUACACUGUCUCCGCGAGUCCCGGAGACAAACUUACGAUCGCCGUGACGUCCCUCCGCGAAGGCCGUCUCGCGUCCUGGACCAAGGUCGACUCAGUCGGCAAAGCAACAGUACAGCUUUCGACUCUUGGCCCGGUGAUGAAAAUCCCAAGUGCUCGCCUGCAGCACGGCGGUAUAUACGUGGCUAACGGUCCGUACACGAGAUCACCCGGAAAGAACAGGGCCAUCAUCAGGGUCAUAGUAAGAGUCUGCCGUGCCGGACUGUAUGGUCCAAGCUGCAACUUUCGAUGUCCUUCGUGCCAGAACGGCGGUGUGUGCCACGACAUUACGGGGGACUGCAUCUGUCCUCCGGGAUUCAAGGGACAACUUUGCGAGCAGCAGUGCGGAGACGACUACUUUGGACAAGACUGCAGCAAGAGGUGCUCCGACACUAACCCCGACCGUUCGGUGAAGUCCUGCCGCGGGAUCCUCAUGUGCCGACCCGAUCCCUACGGGUGCUCUUGCGGGACUGGCUUCACCGGAUUCUUCUGCAACGAGACGUGCCCGGCUCACCACUACGGAGCAGACUGCAAGCAAAGUCGCCUGUCCUUCUGCAAGACGGAGUCCAGCUGCGACAUCCACACCGGCACCUGCGCCAAGGACCGAGGGGUCUGUCUCGAGGGCUGGAAGAACUCACCUUUCUGCGAUAUCAGUUACCCUCUGCUGCGAACGAAACCCAGCGUGACAGAAGUUAAGGACACAUCAGCCAUCGUGAGCUUCAAUCCCUGGAAUGCAUCGCAACAUUACGGCGAGGGAACAGCGACCGACUACUGGAUUCAGUACCGGAAGCUGAACGAGUCCUGGCACAAGAUUGUCGUGGCAGCCUUGCCCAAGUCUGCCCCGUACUCCAGGACCCUGAGAAGUCUGCGCAGUGGCGAGACCUACGAAGUCCGGGUGCUGGUCAUUGACACGGACAAGAAGUUUCGUCAAAGAGGAGCUCUGACCACGGAGUUUAGAACCCUUUGCGGAAAACCCACGUCUCCGCCAAAGAACGUCAAGGUCGACAACUCCAGCACUCACAGCGUGAUAAUAACGUGGCAGAACCCUGGCCGGGAGACGUGGCUCUGCUGGAGCGCCAACGUCACCCUGGAAGUGAACGGGACCCUGGUGUCCUUCAACCUGACCGAGUCCGGGGUGAACCCCACCGACCGAUUCGUCGUGCACACGCGUCCCUUCACGCGAGUCACCGUGCGUCUACGCCUGGACACUCCGGACGGUGCUUCGAGCCAGUGGACGGGGCCGCGGACGGUCACGUCCGCCGAGGAUGCCCCCAGUGAAGUCCGGCAACUUCAAAUGACGAAGAGCUUCGCGCGGCAGGCGAGCUUCGCGUGGCUACCACCGGCCAACGCCAACAGUCGCAUCCGUUACUACGUGGUCAUCUACAAACCGCUACGCCUGUCCCUCCCCUGCAGUCCCAUCGAACAAACCGAAACCAGGCUGAUCGUGCCCGCGUCGUCGCAGCGCGUCAGCCUCGAAAAGCUUCACCCGUACACCCUGCAUCGGAUCUUUAUUUACGCGAUCACCGUCAAACCUGGACCGAACGUGACGGCGACUUUCACCACGGAGCAAGCCGUUCCCGAGGGCGCCCCGACAAGCCUCCAACACGCAACGGUGACCGGACUGGAGAAUGUGGUCUACUGGGGGAAGGUGCCCUGCGACCUCGCCAACGGCGUCGUGAGCCGCUACUACCUGGAACUGGACAGCGCCGACCCGUGGGAGAGCGAGCUGCGGAACCUGACGACGACGGACAUGAUACUCGGCUUCAGCGACCUGCUGCCCUACACGCGCUACAGGGCCAGGGUGUACGCGGAGAACGCCGCGGGUCGCUCCAGGGUCGCCGCCGAGCUCAACUUCACCACGCUGCCGACCGCUCCCCCGGCUCCGAGCAACCUGACGGCGUACCAGCUGUCCCAGACGAACGUGUCUCUGUCCUGGCAGCCUCCGUACCCGCCCUACGGUGUCCUGGACCGCUACCAGGUCAAGUUCUGGACGAGCGACACCCGCCUCGAGCCUUCCCUGCUCGACAUCGACACGUUCCGCUGCUCCCGCGGGAACUCGAACAGGCACUGCUUCACGGUGCCCAACCUGCUGCCCGUCAGACUUUACCAUUUCUCGGUGAGGGCAUUCAACAAGGGCACAACACAUGGCCCUUACUCGGUCGAGCUGGAGGAGGAGACCAGGGAGAGGGUGCCGGAUGCACCCGCCAGCGUCCACGGAACGGACAGGGCGGAAGACAGUCUCAGGAUUCAGUGGGACGAGCCUCUGCGGAAGAACGGAUACUUAAAGUCCUACAGGGUGAAUGUAUCUCUAGCACAUUCGUUCAGUAGUUCGGUCAGCGCCGCCGCUCGCCCCAGGACGGUGGAUCUCCAGGACGUCACCAUGAGAGAGUACUACCUGCGCGACCUCUACCCGGGAAGUACCUACAGGGUCUGCGUGCAAGCCAGCACAAGCGCCGGUUUUGGUGAUGCAGUCUGCGACAGCAUCACCACUAGGGCCGCAGCUCCCGUGGUGCGAACGGAACCAAGGGUGAACGGCAUCGUGAACAACACCGUCAACGUAGCCCUCGAUCCAGUCGACUUCGCGAAGGGUCCCAUCACGGCAUAUUAUCUUCUUGUGGUACGAGGCACGCACGACGUGGACGGACCCGUGGUUCCGGUCAACUUCAGCGACGCCCAAAAGAUGCAGCUAGCUUACUACACGGCGGCCAUGUUCACUCCGGACGAGGUCAAGCAGCUGUCGUCCGACUUCGUGGUGGGCGCGGGCAACGUCGUCGGCGGCUUCGAGAACCCGCCGCUGAGCGACGCGACGCCGUACCGCAUCGGCCUCCUCGUGGCGAGCAGCUUCUCUGAUGAAGUCCGCUACGGAUACCGACUGUCUGAGCCUGUUGUGGGCUCAGUCGGCAAUACAGGCGGGACAGCCGGCAUUGGCGUCAUCCUGGUGGCGUGCCUGGUGCUUCUGGUGCUGGUGUUUGUGACCACUGCUUUGACCUACUGCUGCCUCAAGAAGCGUUCUGGGGCGAUCUACAGGUCCAACUCGCAGACGGAGAUGAGCCUCAAGGAUCGUCUGUCACGGCUGUCGAAACUGGACGACAACAGCCUUUCGGAGUCCCGCAUGACCCUGAACAUGGGCAACGGCGAUUACUUGGAAAUGACGGCGGUCCCGAACAGGGGACUUCCCUCGAAGCCGGUGCCCGUCAAGGAGCUUCAGGAGCACGUCAUCCACGCACAGGCACAGGACACGCUCAAGGACGAAUACGCGACAUUGCCAAGGGGACAGCUUCGUCCCUGGGACACUGCCAAGAAACAGGAAAAUAAAUCCAAGAAUCGAUACGAAAAUAUUCUUCCGUAUGACCAUUCGCGGGUGAUCUUGUCGAAGCUCCCCGAUGUCGACCACAGCGAUUACAUCAAUGCUAACUACGUGCCGGGAUAUAACUGUUCACGUAAAUACAUCGCAACUCAAGGACCUAAAUCGUCUACGGUUCCCGAUUUCUGGAGGAUGGUUUGGGAAGAAGGUUGCUGCAAGGUUGUGAUGCUUAGCAGCCUCAAGGAACAGGAAAAGCGCGACGGUCACUUUCAGACGAAAUGCGAGAAGUACUGGCCGGACGCCAGCCAGAAGUACGGCAAGUACACGGUGACCCUGAUGAAGACGGACAUACAGGUGGAUUUCAUCGUGCGGGAGUUCCAACUCGCUCUGGAGGACGAGUGUCGAACCGUGGUCCAGUUCCACUUCACAACGUGGCCGGACGACGGCGUGCCUCUUUACCCGGACGCCCUGCUGCCGUUUCUGAGAAGGAUCUGGGACUUCGAGCCCUGCGAUGACCAUCCCAUCGUGGUUCACUGCAGUGGAGGCAUCGGUAGGACAGGUACUUUGAUCCUGAUAGACAGCAUGCUGGCGCAAGCUGAAGCUGAAGGCGAAGUAAACCUUAUCGGCCAGCUUCACCAUAUGCGCCAGAACAGGAUCAACCUCGUGGAAUCGCUGGAGCAGUACGUGUUUGCGUACAUGGCUCUGGUGGAGAUCCUCUGUUUCAAGAGCCACAAGCUCGCGGUCAAAGACUUUGUCAGCUCGUACCACAAGCUCAAGUCCAAAGCCCCGGGUUCGAAGAAAAGCAUCCUUGACCUGGAGAUGGAGGAACUGGCCAGAGCAUGCUUUGCUUUGGGCGACCAAGACUACAAGAGAGCCACGGAUCCCAGGAACGCGUCUAAAAACCGAUCUCCAAACAUCCUUGCCGCGGACACGCGGAGACCACUUCUGCGCCCCACAGCGGACGGAAGCCAGACGGACUACAUCAACGCCGUUUACGUCGACGGCUUCAAGAGGAGAAAGGCCUACCUGGUGACACAGAUGCCACUUCCGGAAACAGUGGGCGACUUCUGGCAGAUGGUGGCUGCGAGCGGCGCCAAGACCCUCGUCACCCUGGGCCCACUGGAAGACGAGACAUGUCCAAUGUUCUGGCCCGAGGUCGAAGGAAGUGUCCAGGAGUACCAGAAGGUCAGCGUGGAACUUGCCGGAUCUCAAGACCUCAAGAGCCUCAUCGUGAGGACACUCAAGGUUGCAGAGACUGGGACCACGCCACGGGUGCUGAAGCAGUUCCACCUGGACACCUGGACGCAGUCCAGCACAGUUCCCUUCUCCUGCGACCUCGUCCUCAAAGCCCUGCAGCACGUGGAUCACUGGCAGUCACGCACCGACUCCAAGACGGUCAUCGUUCAGUGUCGGGACGGAUGCAGGGCGUCCGGGCUCUUCUGCGCAUCGGCCAUUGACUGUGAGCAGCUUAAGCUCGAGCAGGAGCUGGACGUGUUUCGCACAGUGCGAACAAUCCGAGCCAGUCGGCCGCAGUUCAUCGUGGACUCGAACCAGUACGCCUUCUGCUACGACCUGGCGCGUGCCUUCUUGGACACCUUUGACACCUACUCGAACUUCCAGUAGAGGGCACUAUUUCCUGUCGUCGAUGCGACGAACUUCGAAUGAAAAUAAACGCUCUAUGUUUCCAGUUC